This is a messenger RNA of Tyto alba (common barn owl), 3697 nucleotides long. RefSeq names its product repulsive guidance molecule BMP co-receptor b (gene RGMB). Gene Ontology annotation, cellular component: plasma membrane. Gene Ontology annotation, biological process: BMP signaling pathway. The record is from RefSeq and is a predicted model, not a curated record. Bases 312 to 1613 code for a protein of 433 amino acids. NCBI's taxonomy places the organism in Eukaryota, Metazoa, Chordata, Aves, Strigiformes, Tytonidae. The transcript has 3 exons. Gene Ontology annotation, molecular function: coreceptor activity.
CAAUGGGAGGCGGAGGGCUGGGUAUAGUGCGCUCGGCGGUGAGGGGCCCGUGGGUUGUUCAGAGUCUACGGUUUGCCAGCGCUCACUGCCUUCGCUUCCUCCUUCAAUCACGCACCGGCUUUUUCUCUUUGUGCUCGUCUUCUCCUGCCGCCAUGCCGCACGGCCCCGUGUCUGCUCUGCUGCGGCCCGGCGGCGUCCGCUUGUCGCCGCGUCGCUGAAGGAGAAGGAAGCAACGAGGACGAGAUUGAUCGCCCGCUGCCUCAUGCCGCGGCCCUGUCCCGCCGCCCGACUGGAGACCUGCAUGGACGGGCAUGGGGAGAGUUGCGUCUUCCCGUGCCGUCGGGGCUGAGCCACCAUGCUUCCCAUCGCUUGCCGUCCUCGGCCUGCUUGCCGCCCUGGGGCUGAUGCUGGGCUCAGGUGACUGCCAGCUGCAAACAACUUGUCGAAUCCAGAAGUGCACCACUGAUUUUGUAUCCUUAACUUCACAUCUAAACUCGGCUCUUGAGGGCUUUGAUUUGGAGUUCUGCAAGGCCCUGCGAGCAUAUUCUUCCUGUACCUAUCGCAAUUCCAAAGUAUGCCGUGGAAACCUAGUCUACCAUUCUGCAGUGCUCGGGAUCAGUGACCUCAUGAGCCAGAAAAACUGUUCCAAAGAUGGACCCACAUCUUCCACCAACCCUGAAGUGACCCAUGAUCCCUGCAAUUACAGUGACUAUACAGAAGCCAGAAAACAUCAAGGAGGGGAGAAUAUUCCUUCUCCUACUUACUUAUUUUGUGGCUUGUUUGGUGAUCCUCAUCUGAGGACUUUUAAGGAUCACUUCCAGACAUGCAAAGUGGAAGGUGCUUGGCCCCUCAUAGAUAAUAAUUACUUAUUGGUACAAGUGACCAACGUGCCUGUGGUCCCAGAAUCCAGCGCUACUGCUACAAAUAAGAUAACUAUUAUCUUUAAAUCAUACCAAGACUGUACAGAUCAGAAAGUAUAUCAAGCAGUGACUGAUGACUUACCUGCAGCUUUUGUUGAUGGUACAACAAGUGGAGGUGAAGGGAACAGCAAGAGCUUGCAAAUUGUGGAGAAAGUCAGUGGCAAAUACAUUGAAAUGCAUGCCAGGUAUAUUGGGACCACGGUCUACAUACGUCAGCUUGGGCACUACUUAACAUUGGCCAUUCGCAUGCCUCAGGAGCUGGUCACAGCCUACGAGGAGAGCCAGGAUCUGCAGCUCUGUGUGAACGGUUGCCCUUCAAGUGAACGUAUUGAUGAUAAUGGCCACUUACCACUGCAUGUGAUGGGGCAGUUGCUCCCUCAGGGUGGUGCUGCUCAUCCCUGGUCAGUGUACACACUGGAAACUGCUACCACAAAAUGCCAUGAGAAGAUGCUGAUGAAGGACAUAUAUUUUUAUUCAUGUGUAUUUGACCUACUCACCACUGGUGAUGCUAACUUCACAACUGCUGCUCACAGUGCCUUGCGGGAUGUGGAGGCACUGCACCCCAGAAAAGAACACUGGCAUAUUUUCCCCAGCAGUGGAGGUGGUGGUGUGGGCAAGGGUAGCAAAUUUUCUGUCAGUUUGGGACUUGUGUGCUUGAUCUUUGUUGCAUUUUUUUUUUUAGUUUUACUAUAACAAAGUUUUGAAAUAUAUAUUGUCAUAAUAUAUUGAGUAAAGGUGAGUAUUUGUGUAUAUACCAUGUAUAUGAAGGGAUGUUUUGUUUUGGGACACCCACUAGAUUGUACAUAUUGUGUUAACUGUUUUCAUGUAUGUUUGAUGUAAUAUUCUUUGUAUCUGUUUAUUUUGCAGUUGGUGAAAUGUUUUAUAAUGUCCCUGCACUGGGACCUGAUAGAAAGCACUUUAUUUUUAUAUAUUAAAUAUAUAUGUGUGUAUCUGAGUAACUAUGUAUUAUACAUAUGAACAUGUACAUACCGUACUUGGUGCUCCCUCUAAGUACUACUUGGCUUAACAAAUUAUUUUUAACUGGAUUAAUUUAUGGGUUUUUUUCUGUCACUUCUCUUACUCUAGAGACAGUAUGUCUCUUGUCCUGUAAUGACACUGGUGAUUUGCUGGAUUCACUAAUUAAAACCAUUAAGAAUGGGAUUGUCCCUCAAUCAAAUGGCCAUCCCUUAUUCUGGAGGGAGAGAGUGAAGGGCUUCCAAUUAACUCAGAUAACCAUCUCGGACAAUGUGAAUUACAGAGCCUUCUUUGUAAUUUUGACAUUUCCUAGUUUCAUGGCAUGAGUUUCAAAAGAAGAAAAGGAAAUGUGUUGGAGUGAGACUUACGUAGCUUUGUAGAACCAGUGGAGAAGAUAAUUUUGAAAGAUAUUAAUGGUCUAGUUGUGUAAGCAUGUAACGUAACUACUGCAUCUGCCUCUAACCUUGAGGUCAUUCUCGGAGAUAGACUGGAGAAGUCAUAAGCCUGAUCUCUGUCCCUUGCUUAGGUGCUAAUUCUAUCUAUACAUUCAGAAGGAGGAGGGGAGUGAGGCUGCAGGCUCUGACUACUUUUACUGAGGAGCUAGGAGAAGAAUGAUUUGGUGGCCUGAAGGUUGGUUUUACUUAGUGCCGUAAUCUGCUGCAAGAAUUGGAAGCUUUAAUACAUGCUGCAAUAAACCCAGCUCCAAGACUGUCUUCUUUCACUCUUAAAACUGUUCAUCUGAGACUGGACUUCUAAGUUAGAAGUGCUAUCUGAAUAAGACUCAAAUGGCACUUGCCUUUGUUAAGCAAACUUGAGCUAGUGUUCACCUUGGUGGAGGAAGAUGGGAGUCUGUUCACAGAAUGAGAGCUCCUAGUUUUAAUUAAGAUUCUUUUGGCUAUAUUAGGGACUGUUGACUGGUAAAGACAGGGAUAGUCUUCUCAAAGAAACUAAUUCUGUGUAUGGAUGGGUAAUUCCAUACAGGUGUUAUUCUGGCAAUUCUUGAGAUGAAAGUAGUCAGAACUGAGUUGAGGCUAAAGCUAAUAUUUAUUUUAGACUAGACUAUUGGCAGGUUGUGCUGACAGUGCCAUUUCAGAUGAGUUAGACUUGCGGAUUUAUGAUAUGUUUGAUAAUAUGCCUCCUGUGGUUUCAUCUGAUGGUGAUAGGCUUCUCCUUAUUUUGUGUAGCUGAACUUACUCAUCAAUGCUCUGAAUUUAAAGUUCUCAUGGCUGAAAGCCGAUGAAUGGACCUGGUGUUGCUUGCAGUAGUGCACAUAUUUACUGGGUAGGCAUCGUAUACUUGUUAAUUUCCUCUGUGCUUGGAUCCUAUAUGUAUACACAUAUAUACUCUGUAAAUAUGUAUACUAGCAUUGAGUUGUGAGCCUCUCAGAUAAGUAUUAUUUCAGAAAUGUAGUAAAUCCCCUAAAGAGUUUUAAUUUUUCUUGUUCCUGCUGUGGGACUUCUUGAGAAAAUGUUACUUGCACAUGUUCAUUCUUGAAGUCUGCCAUCACCAAGAGAGCUUUAGUUAAUGCUGAGCGUGGGUAUUUUGAAACUAGUGAAUGGUCUUGGGAGAGGACUUAAGCUUUUUUUCACAGGCCCUUCAAAUGGCUGUCUUUUAGAAGGCUACAGAUAUUUUUUUCCUCUAUGCUUGGAAAUCCCACAAUGUGUCAGGCUUUGCAAAACCACUUAGAUGUGGUUCAUGAAUAUACCAGUAAGUAUAUGUUUGUAUAAAAGGGUGACUGUGCAAUGUGUAAAUACUUUAAAUUACUAUGAUAGAAGAAUAAAGUUGCCUACCCUGCUGAGGAA